UUUGUUUUCCUUAAAUUUUUUCACCAAUCUCACACUUCAAACUAACUAAAGCAUCUUAAGUCAAAUUUGAUGAUUGAGGAUAUAAAUGCACUUAAUACAGGAAACAGAGUACUUAAGGAAGUAGGCUUACAAGUCUGGAUUCAGGUCACUUUACUAUGUAAUUUGAGAAGAAUUGUACUGAGAAAAACCAAACUAAUAACUUCAGGAAACACAUGUCUACAUAGACAUCUCGGCAUUUACAAUAUUUAACUGCACUUCCCUGAUCUGAGAUAAGGAAAUAUUUUGUUUCAUAUAUUCUGCCAAAGCAACAUACUGUAGAUAAAGUGUACAUUCAGUGCAAGUCUGUAUGAUAAAGGGAAUACUUGCCAUCACUUUAUAUGAUCCAAGCAUCGAGACAACAGCUUAUGCAUAAUGUGCCGAUGAGGAUUUACAGUGAAGAUUAAAAAUAUUCUGCACCCUCAAACACUGUAUGCAUUAUUUGCAUGGUGCACUUCUAUGGAGACAGAGACCCUAAUCUUUGACCGUGAAUGACAUCAUCCAGUAAGAACAUGCAGUGAGAUUCUGAUCAUAAACACAACCAUCCGUUGAGUGAACCAUCUACUACUAUAUCCCAACAGUAAGUAGCCUAACUUCAUUUGCAAUAUAAGCUGUCCCAAUCAACAACAGAGAAAGAUGAUUGUCAGGUGCCCUGAAAUGUAUUUAACAAUAUUUAUAAUCUUGAUGUUAUCUUUGAGAUCCAGCGCAGAUGAUGAAAUAAGCGUUUCCUUUGACAAUGGUGACUUUGUGGUCGUUGAAGCUUUCAAAGAAAUCGAACUUAACAUGACGAUCACAUGUUCUACCAAACAUGGCGGGAAAAUGACAUUCAUGUCAGCAGAUGAAUCGGUGUUUACUGUUGAAGAAAACAUGAGUACGAUUGCUUGCUCACCAGGAGACACGGAAGCAAAUGUGACAUAUUCUCUAUGGAUUGAUGGAGUUGCAUUAGGUGUGACCGAUUUGCGAACAGUCUUCCAGAAUUCCACAGGCGAGUAUCUGAUCAACGCUUACUUGGUGAAAGUUUUAAGGAAGCCUUUGUUCACCCCGACAGCGUUAGCAACAAUCCUUUUGGUAUGGAUAUGUGUGUCUUAUGUUACGAUGGGGAAUAAAAUCGAACCAAAAUUGAUACUGGAUCACUUAAAACGUCCCCAUGCUGUAUUGAUCGGUUUAUUAUGCCAGUUUCUAAUCAUGCCUCCUCUGUCCUUAGCAAUCGCCAAAAUGUUCAAGUUGGACGACGCCGCUGCCAUAGGGCUCAUACUCGAUGGAACAUGUCCUGGUGGCUGGUUUAGCAAUGUCUUCACUCUCCUUCUCGAUUGUGAUUUCAAUCUCAGUCUCACGAUGACGUUCUGCUCAACAGUCCUCGCGCUUGGCAUGAUGCCUUUAAAUCUCUUCAUCUACACCCGCUUCUUCCUUGACCAUAAUCAACAGCUUCGGGCACCAUACGGUCAGCUUGCCAUACAACUAGCCUUUCUCGUUGUACCUGUCGUCAUCGGUCUCGGGCUUAGCCAGAAGUUUCCAAAAGUGAAACGAAUCUUUGAUAAGAUGCUGCGGCCGAUGUUGGCUGGGUUGGUCGUAGUCGCUCUUGGAGUAGGAAUCCCGACGCAGUACUACGUUGUCCUUGUGUCCUGGAGGAUAUGGGUCGCAUCCGCUGUCUUCCCGCUGAUCGGAGGUCUUUUAGGCUUUACUAUCGCUCGUGCGACGUGCGUACAACUCCAACCCGCCGUCACAAUCGCCAUAGAGACAGGAGUCCAGAAUAGUCUCCUGGCCAUCACAGUAGUGACUUUGUAUUAUGAUCAACCCGAGAUUGAUCUGAUUGGACGUGUUCCUGCACUCAUUGGACUCCUUGUCGUAAUGGAGGGAGGGGUACUAGCCAUAUUCAAAGCAAUACGAGAUUUCUACAAGACAAGAUCAGAAGUGCCUCAUGUAGAGUUAGAUGAAGAGACCGGAGAUGUCGAGGACAAGGGAAGAACUGUACCAAAACCCCCAGACAUAAAUGAUAUUAACCUAAAUAAUAGAGAAGAUCAACAAAUGGGACAACUUGCGUGAUGCUCAGACUUUAUGAUGUAAAAUGAUAUUUAUUUUUCUUACCACAGAUCUUAAUCAUUCGAUCAAUUUGAAAGGUCGGUUAUUUAAUGAAAUUUUAGUACGAUUAAUGACAAGUCCUGACUGAAAAAAAACCCUCAGGGACAAAGAAUCGUAUUCAGAUGAACUCAGGUUUAAUACAUACUCUGUUCUAACAUGUGGUUUAAGUAUGGAAACUGUGACACAAAUUUCCAACAGUAAUGGUUCAAUUCAUAAGAUUACUUGACACUCAAGAACACACGUCGGAUGUAAUGAACUUGGAAAAGCAGGAUUACUCCAUGUAGUUCAAAGAGAAACAACUAGUAUUGCACCACACGCAUAAAUUAUAUUCCGAUACAUUAGAUCAUUACAUAGCCAAUAAUUUUACCAGUGUCUCAAUUAUCCAUAAAAUUAUGUACGAUACGAGAAAUAGUCAUUUUGAUUUGUAUUACCAAAACGCGAAGGUCAUAUAGGGAACACUUUCUAUUUCAAUGGCAUCCGAUUUUGGAAUUCUCUUAAUAAUCAAGUUAAAGCUGUUCAAAUUUUUCCUCACUUUAAGAGUGCACUAAGGAAAUACUUAAAAGUGGAAUCUACUACAGAACAAUAUUACCAGUAAAAACACACAUUUUGUACAAUUGGUUUUCAGUAUUGUAGAUUAUAGGGCAUACUAAAAUAUAAAGUAAAUAAUUGCCGUUUGCUUCAAGUUUUUGCAAAAUAUUUGAUUGAUAUGUCGUUUUUACCAUGUUCUUGUACUUGUCGUAGUUAUUACAUUUUGUUGUUACAAUAAUGUUUAUAUCCUAUAAUGGGACCCCAUUGAAAAUAAGCCACUCGGCUUUCAUGGGUUAUACCGUCAAGGUAUUCUUCUCACUUAUUGUAUAUCAUAUCAUGUGAUAUUCUUGACAAAUAAAAUAAAUAAAUAAAUCAAAUCCUUAAACCAUGAUAAAAAAGUAAAACACACAAAAUGUAUAGUGUAAACAAAGUUUUUAACUUCUCAGCUUCCAAUAAUGUUAGCCCGUGUUAACCUAGUUUUCAGAAUAUGGACCAAUUAGGGCACUUAUAAAUUUUCUAACAUAUCCUAAUUACUAGUACUUGGCGAUUGUAACGCUUGAAUAUGGUUGUUACCAUGGUAAUUCUUGGGUUUUCUGACCAGUUCAUUAUCUUUGAAGAAUGAUCGAGUCCUGUGUGUGGUAUGUACCCUAUUUCGGGGUGAUGAGAACAAAUAUUUUUGUUGCCAAAUAUAUUUGCUGUCCUUCGGCAGUUUCCAAGCAUGACGAAAUGUAAUUUUUGCAAGAGUGCCAAGUAGUACAUUAUAGUAUAGUAUAGUUGAAAAGGGCGGUAGAAGUGAUAAAAUUCACUAAUUUCAAUUCGAUUAUGAGGAAACUAAGUUCUCAAAAAUGGUUGCUGUUAUGGUAAUGCCUGAAUAAGUAUAAUAUAUGAAGAAAAUGACCAGAAUGUUUGUCCUCUUUUUCGUGAUCACCCGAACGGCUUUCCCGAUAUGUGGUUGCAUCAAAAUUACGUUUUUGGAAACAGUAGGGGAAGAAAAAAAAUAAUGAUUGUCAUCAUUAUUAUAAUCUUAUAAACCGCUUCGGGCCUUAUAGGGAGAAUGCAGCUUAAUUGAUAAUAAAAAUAUAAAUAAUAAUGAAUAAUUUUUAAUGUAAUUUCUUUUUAUAUAUUUAUCAUUAAGGGGGCUGGGAUGUGUGCUUUGCAAUGGAUCAACGUUGAUGAAAGAAAUAAAGACUAAAGAACUGAUAA
Molecule: messenger RNA, 3846 nt
Organism: Lytechinus variegatus (green sea urchin)
Lineage: Eukaryota; Metazoa; Echinodermata; Echinoidea; Temnopleuroida; Toxopneustidae
Product: ileal sodium/bile acid cotransporter-like
Exons: 2
Coding region: 673-2079 (468 amino acids)
Cellular component (GO): membrane
Source: RefSeq, a predicted model, not a curated record